This is a messenger RNA of Siniperca chuatsi (mandarin fish), 4137 nucleotides long. It is a transcript of the gene ndor1, whose product is annotated as NADPH dependent diflavin oxidoreductase 1. Bases 265 to 2049 code for a protein of 594 amino acids. Gene Ontology annotation, molecular function: FMN binding; NADPH-hemoprotein reductase activity; flavin adenine dinucleotide binding. The transcript has 15 exons. Lineage: Eukaryota; Metazoa; Chordata; Actinopteri; Centrarchiformes; Sinipercidae. Gene Ontology annotation, cellular component: cytosol. The record is from RefSeq and is a predicted model, not a curated record.
AGAUUUUCCCAUAGACAGUGGUUGUCGGUGAACGCGUUUUCAAUUAGAAAAGCCGCGUCUCUGUUUUUCCUUGUGUGGCUACGAAUGUAGCAUCAACGCACGAGCCAAUCACAACGUGAAACUUGCCUGCCGUAAAGUGUGGCGUUAGUGUUCAGAAUGAGGAGCUACCUCCUUUACUAAUGGAGGUAUUUGUCAAUUUUAUUAUCGUUUAAGACCAUUGUUGACGAAGACAGCAGCGUAACAGAGCAUUUUCUCUCAGUCAUAAUGACAAAUCCCACCCUGCGCAUCCUGUAUGGGAGCCAGACUGGUACAGCCCAAGACGUAGCCCAAAGGAUUGCACGGCAGGCGCAGAGAAGGCAGCUGCAGGUUCAAGUGUUGUCUCUGGAUAACUACAACGUGGCCAACUUGAUCUCAGAGUCUCUGGUUGUUUUUGUGUGCUCCACCACUGGUCAAGGAGACCCUCCGGACAAUAUGAUGAACUUCUGGAGGUUUCUUUUCAAGAAGACUUUACCUGUUGGCUCUCUGAGUCGUCUGGACUGUGCCAUACUGGGCCUGGGGGACUCCUCCUAUCCAAAGUUCAAUUUUGUGGCGAAGAAGCUUCAUAAGCGCCUUCUGCAGCUGGGUGCCAGUGUGCUGUUGCCUGUCGGGCUGGCAGAUGACCAACAUGACCUGGGGUCAGAUGCUGUGAUUGAUCCGUGGCUCACAUCAUUUUGGGAGAAAGUGUUUGCUCUUUACCCAUCUUUGGUCGAUGUGGUUCCACUGAGGGAAGAUGAACCGCUCCCUCCAUCGUACACUUUCCACUUCUUGGAUGAUGUGAAAGAGAAGACAGAUGACAGGCUGAGGAUUCCCAUGGAGAAAACUGUCCCCUCCCAGUCCCAUCCCUUUUUUUCCAGACUAGUGUCCAACAAGAGAGUAACGGACAUGUCACACUUUCAGGACGUGAGGCACAUCGAGUUUGAUAUCACUGGAUCCAACAUUGAGUUUGUUGCUGGUGACGUGGUGAUGAUGCGUCCUUGUAACACACCAGAGGACGUACAGCAAUUCUGUCAACUCCUGAGAUUAGAUCCAGAGGCCAGGUUCACUCUCAGGGCCACAGACAACACUGCAGUUCCAGCUAGGCUUCCUCAACCCUGCACUGUGCGCCACCUGGUGGAGAGCUACCUGGACAUUGCCGCUGUGCCUCGCCGCUCUUUCUUUGAGCUGCUGUCUACCUUUGCCACCAACGAGCUGGAGCAGGAGAAGCUGGUCGAGUUCAGCUCAGCGGCAGGCCAGGACGAGCUGCACAGCUACUGCAACCGGCCCCGACGCACCGCGCUGGAGGUCUUGGCAGAUUUCCCCCAUACUACAGCAGAACUCAAAGUAGACUAUCUCUUGGAUCUGUUCCCUGAGAUCCAGCCUCGCUCAUUCUCCAUCGCCUCCUCUCUCCAGGCUCACCCACACACGCUUCAAAUCCUGGUAGCUGUGGUUCGUUACAAAACCAAACUGUAUAAACCACGAAGAGGCCUCUGCUCCACCUGGUUAGCCUCUCUGGACCCUGCACAAGGGGAGGUGUAUGUGCCUCUGUGGGUGAAGAAGGGAAGUCUGAAGUUCCCUAAAGAAAAGGACACCCCUGUGAUAAUGGUUGGACCCGGAACAGGAGUGGCCCCCUUCAGGGCGGCUUUACAAGAGAGGAUUGCUGAGGGAAAAAACGCCAACGUCCUGUUCUUCGGCUGUCGCUCGGAAUCCAAAGACUUCUACUUCAGUUCAGAGUGGGAGGAGAUGAUGAAGGCUGGACAUCUGACCCUCUUCACUGCCUUCUCACGAGACCAGGAGGAAAAGGUGUAUGUGCAGCACCGUGUGAGGGAGAACGCCGAGCUGCUGUGGGACCUGAUUGCCAAUAAAAGUGCCUACGUUUACAUCGCUGGCAAUGCCAAACAGAUGCCGACCAGUGUGCGUGACGCUCUGAAAGAGGUCUUCCAGCAGGAGGGAGGCGUGUCCACCGGGGACGCCGAGCAGGUGCUGGCGGCCAUGGAGAGGUCGGGCCAGCUUCAGAGUGAGACCUGGUCCUGAUCACGUGACCUCAGCCCGCUACUCCUCCGAGUUCACCUUUAGCUGCUGCUGCCAUGUUGACUGCAUGAUACAAUCCCUGCUGUGGAAUCGAAGUGCAUUCAUCCAUCAAUCAGCAUCAGCAUAUUCGAACAUGGAAGUUCAUUCUUGAACAUCUCACAUCUCUCAGUCUUUAUUCAGCGAAUGGAGCAGGCACAGAACCGAAGUUCCAUACUUAGGUCAACAGGUGGUUGUAUUGAGGUGCCUCUGAGGCCACGUUCACACUGACUUUAGCCCUGCUUGAAAACAUGCAGGAGGCCAGUCCGGCUGUGCAGCGGGGUUAUGAUGCAGGGGGCUCUGGCAAAAUAACACAGCGUCAUCCGGCAAAGAAGUUGAACCGGGCUCAGUUUGCUGCAACAGCAUCCAGCAAGGCAUUCGUGGUGGGUUACUUUGUAACGUGGACAGAGUACCAAAGAUCCAUCUCCUCUCUUUAUACCAACACCUGUUAUCACGUCACCAGCUAGUAAUAAUAAGUGAACCUUUUAGCUGAGAUUAUUUUGUUACAUACAUCAACAUAGUUUUGUUCAUGAACAAAGUACAACCUUAAAUUUUGUGUUAUCGAACUGACUGAUAACCAAUAAACGCUAUCAGACAUAGUUCUAGCUCUGUCCCACUCUGCCAGACACCAGCAAGCUCCCCGUUUUUCUAGUUAGUUUUCACAACCCAAUAUCCAAUGUAUUCACUGGUUUCCUCUUAAACAUGUUCAAAUCUGUCAAAGCUCAGUCUACAUCUGUUCACAUGAUACACUGUAGAAUAUUUGCUUCAUGUUUGUAUUCAAGUGGCAAUUCCGGGAUAUUAUCAACAUUACUCUUUGUUUUACUUUUGUGAUAAAAGCAUUUGGAUAUUUAUCCAUGACAUUAAAAACAUAAUGUACAGUGGCAGCAGCACAAGGAGAGAUGAGUCUUAAAGUCAGUGAACUGACUCGGUAAAGUUUGCUAACAUUAGCUACUGGUCAUACCAGAACAAGUAUGGCUGUAGCAGCAAAACCCCUCAGUGUUUUGAAGCAAGUUUCAAAAUAAAAUAAAAAUCAUUUCAACAGCUGUAAUUGAAGUUUCAGUGGGCUUUACCAGUCCAUUUGUAUUAAUAAUGCCAAUCUAGAAACUGGGAAACAAAAUCUCACUUUAAAAACUGCACUCUGCUGUUAGUGUGCGGCUUGACCCUAAAAUCCAUUUGACUCCAUUAAUGUGUCCAAAGGGACAUUUCUAAAAGCUAGUAGAGGCAGUAAGUGAGACUGUUGACGUUUAAUGUGUGCAUUAUGAAUGAAGCAGCAGAGUAGCACUAAUGUGCAAAAAUGCAAGUGGAUGUGAAAACUUUCUAAGCAGUAGGUAGGAAGUAUUGGGACUGGUAGGGUUCGGACAGAUAAGACUUUUACAAUACGUCAUUUUAGCCCAUUUUGGUGGAGGCAUGAAGUGGUUCCAGAGGUGGAGCAGGACGUCCAACAACAACACCUUGUAAUAUCAGCUUAGAAAAAUGAAACCUUUCUAUAAAUAAUAUAUUAUAAACUAUACAUUUCCUAAAAGUUUAGAAGCUUGCGGUACAGUUAGUUGUAGCCUCUCCGUAGACUUGAGGAAGCCCAGAGAAACGAGUAAAGAGCAGAUUUGCUUUUCACUACCCUGACCGAUCAAUGGAACUUGCAAAAGUUGUUUUCACUUCAGUAGGAAAUACAUUUAACUGGUUGACAUUUGUUAAAGCAGCAAGUGGGGAUAAAUUGUUAUAUAAAUAACCGUCUCGUAAUGGAUUGUAUAUUGUACAUUUUCACAUACAAUUAAAGGUUAACCUGACCAGACAUUCGUACUGCCCUUACUGAGCACAGUCUGAAUGUGUCACUGGCUUACUGAGACUGCCAAGUAGAAAAUGAAAAUGUUAGAUGUAAUACAUACCAGUGUGAACUAUAUUAUGUAAAAGCGCUGUAGUGGGUGAAUCCUAACUUGAAGAAGCUGGAAACUUGACUUGUUGACAUAUACAGUAUAAUGGACCAAUGUUGCAGCAGUAUGUGUGUGAGAUAUUAUUGUAUAAAAUAUGGCGUAAUAAACCAUCCCACUCUAAAAACUA